Phragmites australis (common reed) is the source of this 2787-nucleotide messenger RNA. RefSeq names its product inositol phosphorylceramide glucuronosyltransferase 1-like. The record is from RefSeq and is a predicted model, not a curated record. Gene Ontology annotation, molecular function: glycosyltransferase activity. Bases 355 to 1977 code for a protein of 540 amino acids. The transcript is spliced from 10 exons. Lineage: Eukaryota; Viridiplantae; Streptophyta; Magnoliopsida; Poales; Poaceae.
AGCUGCGUCAGAUUAAGUCUGUUAAACUGAUUUACUUAGCGUAAUCGCGUUUAUGUCUGUAAUUAGGUGGGGAAUAUAUAAUCUCCAGUUACUUAAGAAUCUGUAAGACUCUUGAUGCUAAACUCCAGAACCCGUGUGGGAAUGGACAUCUACUUACCCCUGGCCCUUAAAUUUCUUCUGUUAUUGAGCUGUUCUUGACGGAUUGCACCUCCGAUCGAGUCGCGGGUGUGACAGCUCCGAUCCGAUUCCGAGCCCAGCCGUUCUCCCGCUGCGUCGCACGUGCACCCACCCCACCGCCAGCGCUCCCCGCCCUCUCCAGCCGUGAUCCCAUCCGGGCCGUCGGAUCCGGUCCAGAUGCGGUCGCCGGCGCUCCUGGCCGCCGCCCUCGCCAUGGUGGCGCUGCUCGCCGCCGGCGCCAGGGCGGCGGCGGCGGCGGCGGAUGAGGCCUACGUCACGCUGCUGUAUGGCGACGAGUUCGUGCUCGGCGUGCGCGUCCUGGGAAAGUCCAUCCGCGACACCGGCACGCACCGCGACAUGGUCGUGCUCGUCUCCGACGGCGUCUCCGAGUACUCGCGGAAGCUCUUCCAGGCAGAUGGUUGGAUUGUCAAGCGUAUAACUUUACUGGCGAAUCCUAAUCAAGUUAGGCCAAAGAGGUUUUGGGGUGUCUACACCAAGCUAAAGAUAUUCAACAUGACAAGCUACAAGAAAGUUGUUUACCUUGAUGCAGAUACUGUAGUUGUGAAAAGUAUUGAAGAUCUCUUCAAGUGCGGGAAGUUCUGUGGAAACUUGAAGCAUUCUGAAAGAAUGAAUUCUGGGGUGAUGGUUGUUGAGCCCUCUGAAUCUCUUUUCAAUGAUAUGAUCAGCCAAGUGGGUCGUUUGCCUUCGUACACUGGAGGGGACCAAGGUUUUCUUAAUUCAUACUAUUCUGAUUUUGCGAACUCCCAUGUUUAUGAGCCAGACUCACCUUUAACUCCUGAACCCGAGACACAACGCCUUUCUACCUUGUAUAAUGCUGAUGUUGGUCUUUACAUGCUAGCCAACAAGUGGAUGGUUGAUGAAAAAGAACUAAGAGUCAUUCACUACACGCUGGGUCCCCUUAAACCCUGGGACUGGUGGACAGUUUGGCUUGUAAAACCUGUCGAAAUAUGGCAGGAUAUUAGGCAAAAACUUGAAGAAUCUCUCCCGGGAACUGGUGGCGGAAGGAACCCUCAUGACCAGCUGGUGGUCAAAAUUUUGUUCAUUGUCCCAUUGUCCUUGCUGUUAUUUGGUUACUACCAAUCAUGUUUUCAGACAAACAAGGAGUUGUUAAGUAUAAGAUCUCUUUGUGCAUUUGCUAGAAGAGCUCGCUACAAAUACAAGUCUGAAGAGCCACUUCCAUCGUAUUCAGUGGUUGGUGUUCCAUCAUCUGCAUUUGGUACUUCUAACCAAAGGUUCUCAAAUGGGACACAUUCGAAACUACCUUCUUAUUUUGGAGCAAUCUCUGUGCUAGUCUGCUUUAUAUCCGCUGGUUUCUCUCUUGCAUUUGCUUUCGCUAUCAUUCCACGGCAGGUUAUGCCAUGGACAGGUUUGCUACUGAUGUUUGAGUGGACCUUUGUGGCAUUCUUCUUAAUCUUUGGGAGUUAUCUCCGUUUCGUCUACCGAUGGGGAAGUAUUAGUGCAAAUCAUGCGGGAUUUAGCAAUUCCGAUUCUUCAGAGAAUCAUAUGGUUUCAGGCCAUCAGCGAAAUAUGUCCGACUGCGACAUGGAUGCAACAUUUUACUGGAUAGGGAUGGCGGCUAUAGCUACUGUUACUGUAUUGUUACCAACUAUAUUGGGUAUAACUGCAUUAUUCACAAAGCUAGGAUUAAUGGUCGCUGGUGGUGUUGUGCUGGCUUCGUUUAUGACAUACGCCUCAGAGCAUCUUGCUAUCUCAGCCUUCCACAAGGGUCAGAAAAACAGAAAUACGUCAAGAACUAGAAGCUUUUGUUUUCUAUGUUAGUAGUUUUGCACCUGCACCAUUCAUCCAGUUAGGGCCUGUUUGAAGAUAUUGUGUUUAGUUGCCGCAUGAGAAUAUCAUAUAAAAAUGCAUAUAAAUGGAUUAUUAUAAAAAAACUUACUUUUUUCAUCAAAUAAUCAAAGUUGGAAAAUUUUUAUAAAUUAGUACAUUAAGAAUAUUAGUGAAUUAUUUUUAUUUUUGAGAAUUUAUUUGAAGCAUAAAAAAUUAUUAGAAGUUAUAAAAGUAGGUUUCUUUUAAUUAAAUGGGUUGCUUGUGAGCUUAGUUUGCUCAUAAAAAUAUUUAGAAUUUUUAGGUCACUUUUAUACUCUUAGAUAAAAUCAAGAAUUAAAUUAAAAAAAAAUACACACAUGCAAUACACGAGCUCUUGCAUACGCUCGGUCUGGAUCGCUAGAAACAGAUCGAAAUGCAUUUCCUGAGAGCUAGGCUCACACAAGGAUUUUGCACGAUCGAGGCUUGGUCCGAUCACUUGAUAGGCAAGGCAACCGAACACACCGACUUGCAUAAGCUCACCCUGGCCAAGCGCUCGGCGAGGCAAUCAGACACGCCCUUAAUGGUCCAUAGAUCCAUGUUGUAUUGUAGGUUUGUACACAGAAAAGAGUGACGGUCCCGUUUUCACACGUAGCCACCAAGGUUUCCAUUUGAUGUCAUGUUGUCAACCAAUUGUAAAUAGGUUCCGGCGUUUUCUUGGCUGUUCAGUAAGCAUGGCGCUUGCAAACCUGCACUGUAAUAUUAUUGUCCAAAGCAUUCACUGCCAUUUGUUUCUUAUACAGUGUUCAUCACUCCGAUGUGUUA